Molecule: messenger RNA, 1690 nt
Organism: Papilio machaon (common yellow swallowtail)
Lineage: Eukaryota; Metazoa; Arthropoda; Insecta; Lepidoptera; Papilionidae
Product: 4-coumarate--CoA ligase 1
Exons: 9
Coding region: 33-1640 (535 amino acids)
Biological process (GO): fatty-acyl-CoA biosynthetic process; long-chain fatty acid metabolic process
Molecular function (GO): long-chain fatty acid-CoA ligase activity
Source: RefSeq, a predicted model, not a curated record
UUGACUCCGUUAUCGUAACAACGUGUGAUAAUAUGUUAAGAAAUCCGAAGUAUGUUUACGGUCCGAAUGAGAAUUAUAUACCUGCGAAUUUAAAUCUGGGAGAUUAUCUGGUGAAGAGAUAUAAGGAACAUGGAGAUAAGGUAGCAUUGAUAAAUGCGGCCACCGAGGAACGGAUCACAUACAAGGAGAUGGUCCAGGCGGCAGUCAACCUCGCGGUCUCUCUAGUCCGUCUCGGCGUGAAGAAGGGAGACGUUAUUGGGGUGUGCACGGAGAAUCGACUGGAGAACUGGUCCAUUGUAAUGGCGGUUGCUAGUACCGGUGCUAUUGUAACUCCUAUUAGCAUCGGAUAUGUCAAAGAUGAACUCAAGCACAUAUUAAAUAUUUCGAAGCCAAACUAUCUAUUCUGCUCAAAACAAGCUUACCAAAUACAUGAAGGUGUUAUCAAAUCUCUGAGCUUUAUAAAGAAGGUUAUAUUCAUAGAUGACGAUAGACGAAAAGGUGAACUAUGUUACAAAGACCUGGCGAUAGUAUCAACUGGUUCGUUAAUCAAAAAGAAUGUCAAUGUAGAAGAGUUUCUCGCCGUGGAAGUGAAUGGACAAACAGACACCGCGUUUAUAAUGUACUCGUCAGGCACGACUGGACUACCAAAGGGUGUUAUGAUAAGUCAUGUUAAUGUAAUCGCUACUUGUGCAGUAAAAGACGUAUGCGAUCCAAAGUUAGUUGUUCUGAAUAUAACUCCGUGGUACCAUGCUAUGGGCCUGAUGCUGAUGCUUGUCUAUAUGGGACACGGAACUAAGACAGUUUUCCUACCGAAAUUCGACAUUAAUAUUUAUUUGCAGUCAAUAGAAAAAUACAAGGCCAAUCAAUUAAUAUUAGUACCACCUGUGAUACUGGCAUUGACGAAAACAGAUAUCAAAUACGACGUGAGCUCAGUGCAAGUGAUACUCAGUGGCGCUGCCGUCCUACAAAAGGAUACCAUUGACGCUGUUAAAAAAAAAUUUCCAAAUUUAAUAGACGUAUAUCAAGGAUACGGAAUGACAGAGGCGACGGUGAUGAUAACAUUAAACUCACAUGUGAAUGGAAAACAAUGUAAGCCGGGGAGCGUUGGAAAAGUUGUCAAUAACACAAUAGUUAAAAUAGUUGAUAUAGAUACGCGUGAACCUUUAGGACCAAAUGAGAAAGGAGAACUAUGCUUCAAAAGUCCUAUGGUAAUGAAGGGAUAUGUAGGUAAAGAUAGAAGUGCUGAUUUUGAUGACGAAGGCUUCUAUAAGACUGGAGAUAUUGCGUAUUAUGAUGAUGAGAAAUACAUAUAUAUUGUAGAUAGACUCAAAGAAUUAGUCAAGUACAAGGGUUUUCAGGUUCCACCUGCAGAAAUAGAAACGGUAUUAAUGCAGCACCCGGGCGUACGUGACGUGGGCGUGGUGGGAUUACCGGACGAAAACGCGGGGGAGCUGCCACUCGCUUUCGUGGUGCCUCAAACAGGAGCUAACAUUACGGAGAAAGAGAUUCAGGAUUUCGUUGCUGAAAGGUUAUCAAACCCAAAACAUCUACGUGGAGGUGUACGAUUUGUUAAGGAAAUACCUAAAAACCCAAGUGGAAAAAUUCUAAGGAAGGUUCUACGCCAGAUGCUUAAAGAAUAACAAGCAUUAUAAAAAUUUAUGAUAAAAAAACCUCAUUGUCUUCUAUGCAU